AGCUUUCAUUACAGAUUCCGUCAAUUAAGCUAAAAGCCUUGAUGAUAAAUCAUCAAUACCCGGAGAUAGUAAUACUUAACCGCAGGCUUCCAAAGGUCAUCCAUAAAAUAUCUAGCAACUGUACUGUCAUCACAAAUGUUUACACUCAAUCCCCAACAGAUAAUAAACAGUAUAAAAUGAAAUUUACUUGUUGGUAUAAGAACGGGGCGUCAGAGGAGUUGUGUACACACAGACAUGUGUACAAGUAACCGUACAGAAGCGUAAAUAUUUGGGCGUACCUGGGAGUACCUAAUCAAUGCCCUGAACCUGCUAAGGUAUCAUCCCCAGUGUCAAUUCGUAUAUGUUGAUGUACUUCUCCGCACAGUUUAACUAUUAAUCCUCCAAAUAAAUCAUUAAUCCCCCUGUUCUCGUCUUCUCUAAUUCCUUUGUAAAUUCCCGAUCCUCAAACGAGUUAAUGUCUUUCAUUAUCAGCAGAGUAAAAGAGCACCUAUAAUUUUGUAUUGACAGAGUAUUAAAUAUUUACAUUUAAAUCCACACAAGACUUUCUAAAGUUUGUAACCAUUACGUCAACUUCAUGACUUGUCAGUCAGUUUUAUUAUAGCAUCUCAGAAGUUUAGUUCUAAGCCCGGUAUCACUGUCGCUAUCACUUUAUAGAACAGCAUGGUUGAACAAGUGCCUGCGAAUUACGGAAACUUCAACCAAGAAGUUUAUUUACCACGUAGUUUCCUUUACUUCUGCGGGUUAUGGCCAGGCGCGACUUUCUUGCAUUUUUCCUCUAUUUUAAUCAUAAUUUUAAUCGUUCUUUUUCUGCCUUUUGCCGCAUUUUUGUUCUCCAGCGACUCCAUUGAAGACAUCAUCGAGUCUACUGGAUAUGUGCUAAGCGUGACCAACACAAUCAUCACCAUGUUCAUAGUCCGCUGGAAUUCCGCGUCAAUUACCGCAAUUACCAAUCACAUGAGCGACAAUUGGCUCUGUAUGACCUCUAUUUCCAACAAGGACAAACAAAUGCUUCAAAAAAAUGUAUUAAGCUCAAAAUUUGUCCUCCGCUCGGCAUUUGCCUUCGUGAUCUUCUGUGUCAUCACUUUCUCAACAAUGCCAUAUAUUUUUGCAGCGAUUUUAGGGCACGAAUUACCUCGCAAAGCCGCAAGAGUCGCCUGGUAUCCGUUUCCUUUGGAAAAUUUUUUUGUCAUCUUAUUAUCUUCUGUUCUUACAAUAGCGACAAUUUUUAUCGACUCACUUAUCGAUGUUGCGAUUGAUGCAUUUACUGUCAUGGCAGUUUUUCAUUGCGAAGGACAAUUGUCGUUACUCUGUACUACCAUUUAUAAAUACAGAGGAUUAAUCAGGCAUUCGGGUGAUGAUUUUACGGAAUUGAGAAGCUAUCGAAAAUCAUGUCCUUGUCUGAAAUGCAUCGUUGAUCAUCAUGUAGACAUUGGUCUUUUUGUUGAAGAAAUAAAUUGUUAUUCUAGUGCUGUUAUAUUUUCUAAAACCACUUUUACUAUUAUUAAAUUUUGUGCUAUGGGAUUUUUUGUCGUCGAGUCAGUGCAAGAGAAAAAUAUAUCGGGAAUAAUAAUUCAUUUAUUGUAUGUGUGCUGGAGCGGGUUCAGUCUAAUUAUUUAUUGCUCGCUGGGUGAAAAACUGAGUAAGAAAAGUGAGGAGGUCGAAAGAGCAGUAUGUGAAAUUGAUUGGAGCGUUAAAAAGAGCAAGCAAUCCCGGUCUUUGAUGCUGAUAAUAAUUCGCAGCAGAAAAGCAUUUGCUAUAACUGCAGGGAAAAUUUUUACGAUGAACUUACUCUUCUACAAGGAGUGCAUUUUAGCAUCUAUGUCAUAUCUCUCCGUCCUUAUCGCUAUCGGACUGGGUGAUGCAGCAGCUCUUUCAAAGGACUAAAAAAAAAGUAAUUUUUAUUAAAAAUCAAUAACUACUCUGGCA
Messenger RNA from Cotesia glomerata, 1926 nucleotides. RefSeq lists its product as uncharacterized. The record is from RefSeq and is a predicted model, not a curated record. The coding region runs from base 661 to 1884 and encodes 407 amino acids. The transcript is spliced from 4 exons. Gene Ontology annotation, molecular function: odorant binding; olfactory receptor activity. Gene Ontology annotation, biological process: detection of chemical stimulus involved in sensory perception of smell; sensory perception of smell. NCBI's taxonomy places the organism in Eukaryota, Metazoa, Arthropoda, Insecta, Hymenoptera, Braconidae. Gene Ontology annotation, cellular component: plasma membrane.